AUGCUGCUGAUGCUGUCAGGAGGACAAGGGUCGUCGCAGCAGGCAUGUGGGUGCAUCGAAGUGGAGUUGUCCAUGAUGAAGGCUCUGCAAGUCAAUCUGUCACAAACUCAGAAGAUUCUACAAGACUAUGGACAGAGAUUCGAGGAGGAGAACACCCGCUAUGUCAAUCUCAGUCGCGCCAUGGCCCAGGCCGAGAGCGAAAUCAAAAAUAGUAUCACAGAGGCAGACAGGCAGAGAUACUUGCUGUCAGUGCAAGGAAGCGACCUAGAGCAGCUCAACCUGUUGAAAGUGCAAAAUUACGAGAGGCUCGAUUUCGAGACAAGAAAGCUACGAAGCACCACGGAGCUUGUAGACAACUUGAAGAGACAAUUACUGGAGCUGCAAAGAUUUGAAAGCCAACAACGGAGGGUGCUACGUCGUUCUGCAAGUGGACAGAUUUCAGUGUCCAAUUCGCACACCUGCCUUCUUGGACGAGAAGGAAAGCUACGGUGUUGGGGAGGAAACGAUUACCAGCAGAGUCAAGCUCCUGCAUACUUGGACAACGCAAGGAUCUGGCAGGUUGCAACUGGAGAUGGGCAAACUUGCGUGAUCGUAAGCGAAAUCUUGAGCAAUGUUCGGGUUGGACAACAGGCAAGCAGGGAAAUCAGGUGUUGGGGUAACAAUGUUUUCGGGAAGAGCAAUCCUCCUAAGCUAGAGCAUGUGUCCUACAUUUCUAUUGGUGGAGCCCACGCAUGUGCCAUCUACACAUCCGGUCAGGAUCGCGCGGACCGAAGUUUCGGCAUGCCGUCUGGACAAGUUGCUUGUUGGGGUUGGAACGCUUCGGGUCAGCUGGGAGUGCCUCAAGGGUUGUCGGUAAAGGAGAUCAGCUGCGGAUUCUCUCAUACUUGCGCUUUGAACGCUCUUGGACGAAUUCUUUGCUGGGGAAACCCAGCAGAAGGAAGGCUUGAUUCUCCGACGGGACUUGGAUUCUACGUCAUCACAGCGGCCGGACACGCGCACACUUGCGCUAUUGAUCAGCAAGGACAGCCAGUCUGCUGGGGAAGCGAGGAGAUGCUGGACGAAAGCAAGUUGAAGGAGGUUCGUCAAGAUUCCAUCACCGAGUCGCUUUCAUGCGGGUCGGGACACACCUGCGUCAUCAACGCAGUUGGAAGGCUGACUUGCUUCGGCAAAGGAUCAGCCCGUCUGUACUCUACCUCGCAACCAGCUGCAGGAGGCAGUGCCCCGUUACAAAGUGCUGAAUGUGUACAAGGGGGAUGUGGGGGCUGGACUUUCAUAUGUGAGAAGAUGCUUCAGAAGAUUGACACCUCCUGCAUGACCAACGCGACGGUCCAAUUAGCUCCUACAGGUCCUCUCCUGUUCGUUCAUGUUGGUUUCAACGCUGCAUGCGGUGCUGAAAGAGUUUCCGGACGAGUCAUCUGCUGGGGUGAAGUGUACCAGAGCGUUCCGAGAACCGACGUCAUGCAGAAUACGUCGAGAUUUUUUGCUCCAGAAGACGCUCAGGUCUGUACUGGUUGGCCAUGGGAGGCGCCGCUUGGUAUGUCGGCGAUCGAUGGGGCGAAGAAGCUGAACGGGAAGGGGGAGGAGCAGCCGCCCUCCUCCUCCUCCCAGCUCGUCAUCUCCUCCCACUUCUCUGCUCCCAUGCUGCAGCCCUUCCCUGGCAACGGCCAGCCAGACUCAGCGGCCAACAAUCAGCUGAUCAGCCGCAAGACUGAGAAGAUGAUGGGGAGGAGGGGAAGUUACACCACAGCUGAGGGAAAGAUCCUAUCGCUUCGAAGGUUGUGGGAAGAGAUAGACGUGAAGAGGAGCAGGACUGUUCUAUCCAUGUCCUUCUUGAGAUAUCUCUUCUUCGUUACGAUCUACCUCAUCGCCCUGUACCAUCAGAAGAAUGGUAAGGACGCCUGCAACAUCAAUGUGACGUUCAAGGAUUACUUCAACUCUCCCCUGAUGGACUCUACUCGAGGCCAAUUCCGCUUUGAAGACAUCAGAACCACCGACGAGCUGUGGACAUGGCUGGAGCGAAAGUUUGUUCCCCUCUACUACGACUUGUUCUGGAGCAAUGGGGAGGCCAAGAUAGACUUCUACAAGAGUGCUUUGCUGGAUCACAAUCGCAUCGCCAACGGUCUUCGGCUGACUCAACGACGAGCAGCCCUCAACAAGUGUUCUCCGACAGCCAAGUAUGUCCCAUUCUUCCCUUACUGCUACCCCUCGCUUGAGGCAGGAGGAGUGGAAUCGAGGCAACCCUUUGGGCCAUACUACAAUGAUCAGAAGUAUCGCUACACUACUUUUCCCAGUCAAGGAGAAGACAACGGAUUCGUCAUCAAACUCCCCUUCAACUACAACGACACUUUGACUCAGUUGCGUUCGCUCAAGGCUGAUCGCUGGAUCGAUGAGGCAACGCAGUGGUGGCGCCUGGACUUUGCGACGUUCAAUCCGUCGGUGAACAUGUUUGCUCAGAUCGAGCUCAUCGUUGAGUUUACAACUUUCGGAAGGGUCAAGCCGAAGAUCGAAAUUUCAAGUAUGAGAUCGGAAGUUUACAUGAACAAGAAUCGCGACUACGUUCAGAUCGUGCUCGAGAUUCUUGUGAUGAUGGGGAUUAUCAUGUACGUCGUGGGAGACGUAAAGGAUUUUCUGAUCCAUCGAGCUGCGGGGAAGGUUUACACUCAGUUCCUCGGCAGCUUCUGGAUCAUUAUCGACAUCCUGCAAUUCACUUUCUUCUUCAUGGACUUCGUCCUUUGGAUGAUCGUCAUUGCCGACCCGGUGCGACGAGACAUCAAAGUGCAACUUGGCCCCAUCAUUGAGGGCGCUCGGAGGGACGUCAGCCUCGACAUGCUUCAAAUGCACAACACAACGCUCAGCUUGAUGCCUGCGGCAUACAACAGCAACAACUACUUCGUCGUCCAGUCGUUCACCGUGCUGCUAACUCUGAUGCGCUUCUUGAAGUACAUGGCAAUGAGUACGAUGACGGCUGGUCUGAUCGAGACGUUUCUGGUGAUGAAGGUCUAUCUCCUGCAGUACAUCAUCCUCGUCUGCGUCUGCAACGUGGGCUUCGCAUACGUCGGUUACCUCCUCUUCGGACACGCGCUCCUCGAGUUUGCCACCUUCAAUUCCUCUUACUUCACUCUCUUCGCCACGUUGCUGGGAGAGGGAAUCAAGUACUCGGACCUCCAUGCAGUGAACCCCACAGGAGCCCCCAUCCUCUACAUCCCCUUCGUCGUCUUCUACGUCUUCAUCGUCCUUCAGUUGGUCGUCGGCAUCAUCAUGGAGAGCUAUCAGGUCUACAUGGCCAACCGCACCCGCCACGUCGACAUCGUCCAUCAGAUCCUCUACGGCUUCGCUCGUGCCUUGAGCUUCUUCCGCUCCUUCGUGGACCCGGAGGAAACUUAUCGAUAUGACGGGCCCGAUGCCGGGCAGCUGCGAGAGUGGCUGGAGACUACCGACUUCACGGAAGAGACUGAAGUGACUCAGCAGCAGCUGUACGAGCUUCUCCGCCCGCACAACGUGACCAGGGAGGACGUUGCCUUUAUCUUCAAGAGAUACUCCUACUGCACAAGAGAGCAGGACCCCCCCAUGCCUGAGCCAGAGGUGAACGACAUGGUCCGAGAGCUCUACAAGCAGAUCAAGGUGCUGUCGGAGUCACAGUCUGUAGUUCACCGCAAGUUGGACUCGAUCCUCUCGGGACAGAACAUGUAA
Messenger RNA from Guillardia theta CCMP2712, 3690 nucleotides. RefSeq lists its product as hypothetical. The coding region runs from base 1 to 3690 and encodes 1229 amino acids. The record is from RefSeq and is a predicted model, not a curated record. The transcript is spliced from 18 exons. NCBI's taxonomy places the organism in Eukaryota, Cryptophyceae, Pyrenomonadales, Geminigeraceae.